This is a messenger RNA of Trichomycterus rosablanca, 1128 nucleotides long. It is a transcript of the gene atp6ap1la, whose product is annotated as ATPase H+ transporting accessory protein 1 like a. The transcript has 7 exons. Lineage: Eukaryota; Metazoa; Chordata; Actinopteri; Siluriformes; Trichomycteridae. The coding region runs from base 1 to 1023 and encodes 340 amino acids. The record is from RefSeq and is a predicted model, not a curated record.
AUGGCAGCACCAGGGCAUCCGAUGUCUUUGGCUUUGCUUUCUUUUGUUUUGCUGCAGAUAUCUUCUUAUAAACAAGUGGCUGCUUUUAAUGAAGGAAGUUCAGAUGAACCAGCAUCACAAGACAUCCAAGCCAAAGAAAGUUUGUUUCCUGCAGAUGGGAUUGGUGACGACAGUCAGAGUAUCUUAUAUGAUCCCAGCUCGUUGUUUGCAGCGGAGGAGAUUCUCAGCCAGGCGCUGCAGCAAAAUGGAUGGCACUCACAGAUGGCAUCUCUGCCAAGCAGGCGAAGGUUGCUGCAAAAUGGAGAAGUGAGGCCUUAUUCUCCUCUGAAUGUGGUUUACAAUGGGAAAACAUGUAUUCUGUUUAGAGCAAGGAAGAUGGGUAUCAGGUACAAAAAUUACACAUUAGUGGAUCUUACAGAGAGGGUUUUUGGUCUUGAACCGUUCGUGGACACAAGAGGAUCAUUCUGCAGCAAGGACAAGGCCACGCUUAAUAUACGUUUUGGAGAUGUGGAUGAACUCAUUAGAGGACUUUCUAUCAGACUGCAGAUGUCCAACACGUUUUAUGAGUCAUCGGGACAGAACUGGUUUACUCUGGACAGUGUUCACAUCCACUACAACUGGACGCAUGAGGCCACGUUUAACGCCACGGACGUUUACAGUCCUGCCACCAACUCGUAUCACUGCAAGCAUGUCAGCAGUCUGCAGAAGUAUGAUACGCUGCUGGUGCCCAGUUCCAACACUGACAAUGCAGUGAACUGGCACAUAACAUUCACUGACUUCCAGAUUCAAGCCUUCAACGUCCUGUCCAAUAAAUUCGCUUCGCCCAGUGACUGCGCCACCUUUUUCACCCCAGCCAUCCUCAUGGGUCUCAUCACUUCCCUGAUCCUGCUGCUCGUCCUCGCCUACGCCCUGCACAUGGUGGUCCACCUCAAGCACAUCGACCGCUACGAAGAGCACAAGACCACAGUCUACUUCCCCCGAAGCACAGAGGUUCCUGAGAGCACAGAGAAAAACAACGUGUAGAGAUGUUACAUUUCCUGGCCACAGAGAUGGACCGUUUGGUGACUCCUGUACAGCCUGUACAGUGAGAGUGCAGGGCAGGCUGGUAGAGCACUUCUAGAGCGUAUU